CCAGUGUAUUUUUCUUGCUCCUGGCUGAGUUAGGGUUCUUCCUUCUGGGCCACAGCCGCACCCGCACUCUCGCCCACUUUCCUCUGCUGAGCUGCCAUUCUCUCUGGUCUCCAUCUAUCUGCAGCUCCUACCGGCUAGUUCAUCUCAUUGGCUUUCGAUUUUAAGCGUUACUUUACGGUUUCUAAUCUGCUAAACCGUCUUCGUGGGCGUACUUGUUCACGGUGACCGCCGAUUCUCUUUCUCGGUUCUUUUUGGGCUUUGGCCAACUAUUUCCCGCUUGUUAUCAUUCAUAGUCUUCGCCAAGGAGGACUGGAGCUCCUGUAUUUUUCAGAUAGAUUGGCGCCUAGUGAAUUGCCAAGUCGUUUAUUGAUUUGAUUACCCAGUUAAGGCAGCCAAAAUGUCGCGGAAGGGUUUAAUGGAACAGGACCUAAGUAAACUGGAUGUGACAAAGUUGCAUCCACUCUCUCCUGAAGUCAUCUCUCGUCAGGCUACCAUUAAUAUUGGUACCAUAGGCCAUGUGGCACAUGGCAAGUCAACGGUUGUGAAAGCAAUAUCAGGUGUCCAGACUGUUCGUUUUAAAAAUGAGUUGGAGCGUAAUAUUACAAUCAAGCUUGGCUAUGCAAAUGCAAAGAUAUACAAGUGCGAAGAUGAAAGGUGUCCUAGGCCUAUGUGCUACAAGGCAUAUGGAAGUGGAAAAGAAGACAAUCCUAUUUGUGAUGUGCCAGGGUUUGAAAACUGCAGGAUGAAAUUGCUGAGACAUGUUUCUUUUGUCGAUUGCCCGGGUCAUGAUAUUCUCAUGGCUACUAUGCUUAAUGGAGCAGCAAUCAUGGAUGGAGCAUUACUACUCAUAGCAGCUAAUGAGAGCUGCCCUCAACCACAAACCUCUGAGCAUCUAGCUGCUGUAGAAAUCAUGCGUCUACAACAUAUAAUUAUUCUUCAAAAUAAGGUUGACUUGAUCCAGGAAAAUGUGGCUAUUAAUCAGCAUGAAGCAAUUCAGAAGUUUAUCCAAGGAACAGUUGCAGAUGGUGCCCCUGUAGUACCUAUUUCAGCUCAGUUGAAGUAUAAUAUUGAUGUUGUUUGUGAAUAUAUUGUGAAGAAGAUCCCAAUUCCUGAAAGGAAUUUCGUCUCUCCACCAAAUAUGAUUGUAAUUCGGUCCUUUGAUGUCAAUAAGCCUGGGUUUGAGGUUGAUGAAAUAAAAGGAGGUGUAGCUGGCGGAAGCAUUCUUAGGGGUGUUUUGAAAGUAAACCAGUUCAUCGAAGUUCGACCUGGAAUAGUUGUUAAAGAUGAGAAUGGGAAUAUCAAAUGCACUCCUAUAUACUCAAGAAUAGUUUCCUUGUAUGCCGAGCAAAAUGAGCUUCAAUUUGCUGUGCCAGGAGGUUUGAUUGGUGUUGGUACAACAAUGGAUCCCACUUUGACCCGUGCUGACAGAUUGGUGGGGCAAGUUCUUGGUGAAGUUGGAUCACUGCCUGAGGUCUACGUUGAACUUGAGGUUAACUUCUUCUUGCUUCGACGCUUGCUUGGUGUCCGGACAAAAGGAACUGAAAGACAAGGAAAGGUAUCUAAGCUGGCUAAAGCUGAGAUCCUUAUGUUGAACAUAGGAUCAAUGUCAACUGGGGCUAGAGUUAUUGCUGUAAAGAAUGAUUUGGCGAAGUUGCAACUCACUUCCCCUGUGUGCACUAGCAAGGGGGAGAAGAUUGCUCUGAGUCGUCGGGUUGAGAAGCAUUGGCGUCUGAUUGGCUGGGGCCAAAUCCAAGCCGGAACCACCCUUGACGUCCCACCCGCGCCUGCUCUGAAUUAGUCUGAGUGACUAGAGAGUAGAGACAGCAAGGAAAACAAGAAACAGGUUAUAUAAAUUGAGAAUUUAUAGAUGUGGGAAGGCAGACAAUUGUUGGGAACCAUUUUUUUGAGGUGGAGAAGAAAACUUUUGUGCCGAGUAUUUUCUUCUCAUUCUCGUUUGUAUUUUUUUUCCCCCUCCUCCUUUUGUCCAUUGAUGAAUUUGUAUGUUGUGCCGAUAUUUUAGAGUGGGAGCAUUUCAACAGAGUAUUCUUUUUCACAGGGACUCCUGGCUAAUAAUCAGUUUAUUGCUUCACAAUUAGUGUGACUCUAUGCUCUGCGGUGCUGGUUCAAUAUCAUACGCUAGUUUUGGGAAAGUAAUGUUUGUAUCAUUGUAUUUAUGAUUAAUAAGCUUUUUUUUUUUAAUCUGAGAUGUAAUUUACAAGUUCCUCCUGCCCUGGAGAACUGUGGGCUUCAGGAGGCUACUUCGGUUAUAUUUU
Messenger RNA from Neltuma alba, 2273 nucleotides. Its product is annotated as eukaryotic translation initiation factor 2 subunit gamma-like. Bases 398 to 1798 code for a protein of 466 amino acids. The transcript has 9 exons. Gene Ontology annotation, molecular function: GTPase activity; tRNA binding; translation initiation factor activity. Gene Ontology annotation, biological process: formation of translation preinitiation complex. The record is from RefSeq and is a predicted model, not a curated record. Lineage: Eukaryota; Viridiplantae; Streptophyta; Magnoliopsida; Fabales; Fabaceae. Gene Ontology annotation, cellular component: eukaryotic translation initiation factor 2 complex; cytosol.